AUGCCUGAAAAAGUGGCAGCGCAAGGCGGCUUCGACGCAGUGAUUUGCAUGGGAAAUUCCUUUGCACAUUUGCCCGACUUCAGUGGAAUGCAAAAGGAUCAAAAAUUGGCUAUUUCGAAUUUCGCUUCGUUCGUGAAACCCGGAGGACUUUUCGUCAUCGACCACCGAAAUUAUGACUACACGGUUGCCACCGGGUUGACGCCAGAUAAAAACAUUUAUUACAACAGCAAGUACGUGCAGGACAUAAAGACGUCAGUGUUGUAUCAAAACGGCUCGCCGACGAUGGUUACUCUGGAUUACACCAUGGACAUUUCCGAAAUGCUGGGGUCUCGUGAUGAAACGGAUACGGUUUUUGCGAAAAGUGGUCGUUUGUCAAACGCCAAAGCCGUCAAUCACUUCCGCUUGUCAUAUUACCCACAUUUGCGAGAGAAAUUCCGGGAACUGAUUCUGGAAGCAUUUGACGGGAAAGCUGAAGUCACUGUCUACGGAGAUUUCGCGCCGUUGGACGAAAUCAAGGAUCCUGCUUUCUUCAUCCAUGUCGUGGAGAAAUCUGAAAAAUGAAACCUAGUGUCCGUGUUAUUCGGUCUUUCAUCAGUGCUGUGUACAGAAAAGAAAAUUCUUCAAAAAAUUUGGAAAGUGACGUUUCUUAUGCUAUCAUUUUUGUGCGUUUGUGUGGUUUUUAUCUUUGGUGGAGGAACAUAAAAUACCAUGUUUUACUCUGAA
Molecule: messenger RNA, 723 nt
Organism: Notodromas monacha
Lineage: Eukaryota; Metazoa; Arthropoda; Ostracoda; Podocopida; Cyprididae
Source: the annotation of a GenBank genome assembly